Molecule: messenger RNA, 369 nt
Organism: Penicillium daleae
Lineage: Eukaryota; Fungi; Ascomycota; Eurotiomycetes; Eurotiales; Aspergillaceae
Product: ubiquinol--cytochrome-c reductase subunit 7
Exons: 4
Coding region: 1-369 (122 amino acids)
Biological process (GO): mitochondrial electron transport, ubiquinol to cytochrome c
Source: RefSeq, a predicted model, not a curated record
AUGUCUGCCCCUUCGAUCGCCAACUACGUCGUCAAGCGCCCAUGGCUCAAGCGCUGGAUGACCCCCAUCGCCCAGUGGUACACCGAUGCCGCCGGCUACAGACGCCUCGGACUGAAGAUCGAUGACCUGAUCCCCGAGGAGAGCGAGACUGUCCAGAAGGCCAUCAAGCGUCUGUCUUCCAAGGAGGCCUACGACCGUGUCUUCCGUAUCCGCCGUGCUGUCCAGUGCUCCAUCUCUCACACUCUCCUCCCCCCUCACGAGCAGACCAAGCCCGAGGAGGACGUCGAGUACCUGAGCCCCAUCAUCCGCGAGAUCGAGAAGGAGGCCAAGGAACGUGAGGACCUCGACAACCUCGUCGUCCGCAAGUAA